Anisakis simplex (herring worm) is the source of this 618-nucleotide messenger RNA. The record is from the annotation of a GenBank genome assembly. Lineage: Eukaryota; Metazoa; Nematoda; Chromadorea; Rhabditida; Anisakidae.
AUGGAUUGGUUGAUGUCUUUUGGUCAACGGCGAUCAGACCGCAAACAUGAAAAACUCAAUCCUCACUCAUUAACUCUGCCUGGUUCUGAGCGCAUCCAUCAGUCCCUCUUGGUCAAGCCAAACGAUCUACUAGAGACGCCACCCGACGAAGAUGUGACAACAAUUUUCGAUUUACUUCAAAGAGCCGUGAAAUUGACGAACAAUGGCAAAUUCAUAGGUGAACGAGCGGCAGACGGUAGUAUUGAAUGGAUCAGCUAUAAACAGGCAAUUGAAGAUGCGAAAUCAAUGGGAUCAGCGUUGCUGCACUUCGGUAUUGAAGCAGGUGAAUCGACUCGGGUCGGGAUAGCGGGUCUGAAUUCAUCACGUUACAUGAUCACUCAAUAUGCUCUACUGAGCUAUUCGAUUGUUGCGGUUCCACUCUACUACAACUACAAAUUCGAUGCGUUAUGUGAGAUAAUCAACAACUGUGAUCUUGAAGUGAUAUUUUGUGACACUCUCGGACGAGCCGAAUCUUUCAUCAAAUGUGCAAACGACGGGAUGUUGACCUCAUUGAAAAGAAUCAUCAUCAUGGAUCGAAAUGUCCAAUUUCAUGAUGUACCUCACCAGGAUUGUCAGCAG